AGAAAUACUCCAUAAGUAAAUAUAAUUAUUCAGACAGUAAUAGUCAAAUUACCAUCAGUUCAACACUUCCCUAUUCUACACUGACCAGGAACUGAAAGAAAUACAAUGGAAAGUAAGAUAUACAUCAAUGAACUUUGAUACGACGAAAAUUAUUUCUCAUCGGAUUUCAACUACUGUUGUUAGAGAAUACGGAAUAAUUACUCAUUUUGCUGUUGUUAGAGAAAACGGAAUAAUUACUCAUUUUGCUGUUGUUAGAGAAUACGGAAUAAUUACUCAUUUUGCUGUUGUUAGAGAAAACGGAAUAAUUACUCAUUUUGCUGGAGCUUCACAGUUCAAACCCGUUUGAGUGAGAAACUCCCCUGAACAUCAUACAAUGUUGACAAAAACGCAACAAUACUUUAGCAUUGCACUAUUAUGACUAGUGUUCAGUUUUUCACAUGACCAAAGCCAACAGAUAUAUAUUUACAAAACACUUGAUCAAAAUGAAUGUUUUGGUUCUGCUAACGUGUAUUAUUGGAAUAAACUAUUGGGUAAAUGCUGACGAUAACAUUGAUGGGAACAAGUUGGCACAGGAACUCAGAAAGAUUAAGGAAGAUAUUGGCGUCAAUCAUAUGCAGGAACAGUUCAAUAAUUUCCCCUAUGAGAUUAAGUCGGAUACAGGGAACCAGUUAUUAGAAAGGAUUCAAUUAAGUUUAGACACGUCACUAAAUGAUUUGAAUCGAGUCAUUAACGAUGUGUAUACCAAAAUUGUAACUGUGCAUUCAAGUAACCCAGAUUCUACGUCAACAAGUUUUGAUCGAUGCUGCGAUUUACAGGAUAGUGCCUUGACCUACUUACCAGAGUUCCAAUCAAAAGUUGAUCUGACCAAAGCAUGUGUUACGACAUCCCCUAUAGCUGUAAACAAUUUAAAAUACCCGACAGAACAAAUCGGUGAAACAAUGAAAACCAACUACGAGUACAACAAGAACGUUUUAUGGCAGCAUUACAGCACAACAGAGGGCGUGUCUGUCAUCUACCCCGCCACAAAGUGGCACAACUGUCAGAACUUUGAUCCUAGAUUUAAAUCUUCAUACGCAGCCGCUGCUUCGCCUACAGAUAAAGAUGUGGUUAUAGUGAUUGAUACAAGUUCCUCUAUGAGACAACCAUCUGGAGUAAUAGACAAAACCAAGAUUGUAAUAGCAAAAGAAGCAGCUAACAAUGUCUUACAAACACUCAAACCAAAUGAUAGGGUAGGGAUUGUUCGAUUUGAUAAAAAUUCAUAUACCCCGACAGGAGAUAACUAUCAUUCCUGUUAUGAAAACCAACUUGCAUUUGCAACAAAAGAAAAUACGGACAAACUAAAGCAGUAUGUGUUUUCAAUAGUGUCAGGUGAUUUUGAAUCUAACUUUGGAAAUGCUCUAGUAUCUGCAUUCGAAUACUUUAACUCCACGGAUGAAGUUGUUCAAGUUGAAAAUAGAGAACAAAUCAUUCUUUUCAUCAGUGAUGGAAUGUCCUCGUCUGGGAAAAACCCAAUUCAAGUAAUCAGCGACGAGAAUUUGAAAUAUAGCAACAGAAUUGCAAUAUUUACUUAUCUGAUUGGACAAGAGGAAAAUGCAAAGGCACAGUUACAAAGUAUGGCAAACCAGGAUCUAUACAAUCCAUCUGCUGGACCGAAACAAAUUGGACAUUUUGAAUAUUUUGACCAAACUAACCAGCAAUAUCUUUCAACUAGAUUGGCUACGUUUUAUGAACAUUUGUCUACAGGAAGUCAAUUAGGUGAAUCCACAUUCACUGUACCUUAUGUAGAUCCUUUCUCAGGAGUGGGAUUGAUCACAUCAUUAUGUCGCCGUGUUCAUGUGUCGACUGGUUUUCAUGGAGUUAUGUGCACAGACGUGAAAAUAAGUAAACUAUUAACCGAAAUAGAGUACUUCUCCGAGGACGAGUUUACCUACGCUUUUCUGAUAGAUGGAACCGGAAGAGCACUUAUGCAUCCUCUGUUACCAAAUGCAGCUUUUGUCAAAUCUACAGAAGAUCCUGUGUUAUUAGAUAUAAGCGUUCUAGAAAGAGAACAAAAUGCAAAAUCAGUUAUUGAAUCAAUGAAAAGAGGAGGAACUGGUUCCAAAUCUUUUGCUAAAUUUUUCACGAAACCACGUGGUACACUGGUAAAUGAUGGUAGUAGUGAUAUCAGUCGACAGGCUCAUUUCUUUUGGGGACCAAUUCCAAACAGCAACUUUUCCGUGUGUGUUGUCCUUGUGAACGAAUCUUAUGCCGAAAUGACAGAAUCUCAGUUCCCACUUAAUGACGCAGAUUUUGACAACGUUUUUAUGAACCACGAUCGGAGUUUGCUCACUGAUUCAUUUUCUAAUUGUAAAUUCUACAAGAGAAGGGUAACACUUGAUCGAAGUUGUGUCAAAUUUUCACAAGCUGCAUUUGAAAACCCGUUUCAAUAUUUGGACCGUGACGAAACUGCGAGGGAUAUUAGUAAAUACAAGGAUUUUCUAACGAAAACGAGCGUUACUAAUCCCGGAUUUCACUCAACACUACGGGCAUCGGUUUGGGCAUCAUACAAAGCUGAACAAUUUUGGAAGAAUCAUCCGGCGACGUACGUGGCCUGGCGAUACAUAGCAACAAAAGCAGGACUUAUCAGGGUAUACCCCGGAGUUUUGUUACUAAAAUCAUAUGACCAUGAGAAACGCGCUUGGUGGCGACAGACAAUGGCACAUCCAGGCACCAUGUUUCUAACAACGCCAUAUGUUGAUGCCUGGGGAUCUGGAAUAGUUCUUUCCUUUGUACAUACUAUACAUAAAAAAGGAUCUAAUAUUGUUACUGCUGCAGCUGGUGCAGAUUUCCCAUUGGAGUACUUCAAUUGGUUCAUUACAAGUGUCUAUCCAUCAUGUGCUGAUAACAGUGGGUACAGAUGUAUUAUCGUUGAUGACAGCGGAUUUGUAGUUAUGCAUCCACGACUGAAGGAGACUACUGAAGAAUCUGCAUUUGAGGCACCAAAACAUAUAACUGUAGAGGAACCCGGUAUUGCAAAUAUACUGAAAAGAGAAGGCGUGUUAAACUCAAAAGACUGCCAAGAUUAUUCGACGAAUAAAGAUCUUUGGUCCUAUAGAGUGACUGUACCAUCCGGGAAAUCUAGUGGACUAAAUUUCGCAGACACAGAUAAUACAUUUGAAAUACGACCUAUAACUGAUACCAAUCUGUUCAUUAUUAGAAGCCGGUCAACUCCAGCUACUUCAACGUGUACCUGCGACGGGUCGAAGUCACCAGAUAUUGUAGAAUGUAAGACCAACUGUAAUUGUCUAUGUCAUCGACAAAUCAUCUACGAUGUGUGUGCCAACAAGUAUAAUACAGAGUCUGCUACUUUACCAUGCAGUGCAAGACUCCCUGAUACAUCAGGAGUAAGUGAACCUGACGUGACAGAUGGACUGAAAGCAUGCAAUGUUCCAACUUGUCAUCUCCAAUCAACAAAACAAAAUUGCUUUAGCCAGUCAGAAUGUAGCUGGUGUGAGUACACGGACACAGGUCAACAGAUAGCAACACCAUGCUGUAGACUAAAGGAGGAAUGUACAUUCGGUAAAACAAAGUCUACAAACAGAGAUACGUGUGCACCGGUGACCACAACAUCAACAACAACUAAACCCCCACCAAUCACAGAAUCUAGUAAAAUGGCAGCAAUAGUUGGUGGAUCUAUAGCUGCGGGAGUAUUACUAGUUCUCCUUGUAUAUGGAAUCAGAAGAUAUUGUCUAUAUUAUCAGAAAACACAUGACAAUGUCGACCCAUAUUUAAACGCUAUUCCUGAUAAUCCGAAUGAGCUUCAUCAGUUUUCAGAGAAGGAUGAAUUCAGCGGUAAAGAUCGGUAUCCUCCACCAUAUCAGUCCGGACAUAAUCCUAACUUUUAUGUCGAUAAUACAGGAUUCACCGGUGAAAAUGCUAUCUGAACAAAAACCAAACAGAUAUAUUAUAAUGCAAAUUAUCGAAACUAUUAAUAAAGAUAUAUGAUCACUCGAUAAAUCCAUGUUAGUUGUAUACUCAUAACAAAUAUAUUAUAUUCAUCAUUUCAUACAAAGUUAUGUAAUUUUACUAAAGUAAUGUUUAUAUCAGAUAUAUAAUGUAUAUUCUCAUUAUUUGAACAUGUAUACACAUUACUGUAGAUAGUACUCUUUAUUUCAGUAUUAGUUAUUCAUUUUCAAGUUCACUUUUUUUAAAUUGCACUUGCCUGAUUACAGGGGUAAGUGUUUUUUCAUUUCCAAAUUUAAACACAUGUAAUAUUAAGGCACAUUGAGUGGUCAGAAGGAGUGUAUUUGCAAAUUAUCAAUGUCUUUUCCAUUUCGUCAAUUUUGUAAAAUUAAAUUUGAAUAUCAUUUCAAUUUAAUUCAAUUCACAAAUGUAUUGUCAGAUCAACUCUUUUGACAAUAAGUUUAUGACAAAGUAUAUGAAUGCAAAAGUCAAACACAAAACAUAUUGUUAUGCGUUUACUUUUCUACAUUGGCUAGAGGUAUGAGGGAGGGUUGACAUCUCAUAAACAUGUUAAACCCCGCCGCAAUUUUGCGCCUGUCCCAAGUCAGGAGCCUCUGGCCUUUGUUAGUCUUGUAUGAUUUUUAAUUUUAGUUUCUUGUGUAUAAUUCGGAGUUUAGUAUGACGUCCAUUAUCACUGUACUAGUUUACAUAUUUUUUAGGGGCCAGCUUAAGGACACCUACGGGUGCGAGAAUUCUCGCUACAUUGAAGACCCAUUGGUGGCUUUCGUCUGUUGUCUGCUCUUUGUUCGGUUUGUUGUCGCUUUGACACAUUCACCAUUUCCUUUCUAAAUUUUAUUCACAAACAAAACCAUAGUUAAACAUAUCCCAUAAAACAGAUAAAAGUAAAAAGCGUAACAAUCUAUUUAUAUAUACAUUCUUUUGUUUCUGAUUAGUAAACGUGUAUGCAUGUGUACAGAUAUGGAAUAAAUCUGGCACAUAAUAAAAAUAUAAAUAGUAUUAAUCUCGUAAGAAAAAUGAUAACAUGAUAAAACCUCUAAGUGUUUUUUAUGACAUUGAUCCAUAAUUUAUAUGAAACAUAUGACAUGCCGAAACUUAAAUGUUUGCUAAGGAUAUAGGACAAACUUUAACGAUAUUUCAACAAUAAACCAUCAUCACAAUAAAACGGGAACGGCAUUGUAUUAAUGUUUCCAUAAUCCAUUUUAUAAAUAUGUACUAAUUAUGUGUUUUUUUUCUUUCUUUUUUUUACGCUCAUUUUAUGACUUAUCUAUCAAUAAGGAUAGUAUUAAUCUUCAGAGCUUUCAUCCAGAAUGUGUGUGUCAAAAGUGAUCUCAAAUUUUCUUUUAAAAGUUAUAACUUGUGAAAGAACAUUAUUUAUACCUGUUCCCAUCUAUGGCAUGUAUUUUAUAACGAUCUACAUAUCUAACUGAGACGUUUCCUUUGUAUUAUGUUAAUCUUUAGUGCGAAAAUAAAGGGACAACAAACGUCCCCUGUCUUCUUAUUUUCCAUUCAUACAUUAAAUGGCUACUACAUAACAUUUGUCAACGUAAAGUGUUGUUAUUUCUCCUUAUGACCGUUUCAAUUCUAUACAGUAUAAAAAGAAGAUGGGUUAUGAUUGCCAAUGAGACAAAUGUCCACAACAGACCAAAAUGACACAGACAUUAAUUACUAUAGGUCACCGUACGGCAUUCAACAAUGAGCAAAUCCCAUACCGCAUAGUCAGCUAUAAACGGUCCCGAUAAGACAAUGUAAAACAAUUCAUACGAGAAAACUAAGGGCCUUAUUUAUAUAAAAAAUGAAAGGAAAAACAAAUAUAUAACACAUAAGCAAACGACAACCACUGAAUUACAGGCUCCUGACUUGGGACAGGCACAUACAUAAAUAAUGUGGCGGGGUUAAACAUGUUAGCAGGACCCAAACCCUCCCCCUAACCUAGGACAGUGGUAUAAAUGUACAACAUAAUAACGAAAUAUAAAAAUCAGUAGUUCUCUUUGUAUUUGUACGAGAUGUUCAGCUAUCUUCACCAUGUUUUGGUACUUUGUGGUUGUCUUGGUUUGUGUGUAUGCUAUAUAUUUUCAACGAGUUGGAUUUAAUAAAUGGUCAGUGUGUAGUUGCUUUCCUCUUGUUUUGUCUUUAAAUUUUGUCAGUUUCCGAAUUUGCCUUGUAGUUCUGUAUAUUUGUUUAUUCUUUUGUACUGUUUAAUUCUGUUUACGUAAUUUUUGCUAUACUUUUUUUCUAAUUAGCAAUGUCUUAUUAAAACAAGACUUUACUGCUUCUUUCUAUUUAUAUUGUAUAAGUCUUUAGAGGUGUUUUUGUUUUUACUUGGAGUUGUUGUCAUAUUUACAUAACAUUCUUUCUAUUUAUUAUUAGGUGUGGUAUUUCAAUAAUAACCUUUUUUUUCAAAAUUUUAAAAUGUCUUCUGUACAUGCGUUAGUCUUUUUAGCUUUUGAUUCUGAAAGUUUUUACUGACUUUCCCAUUUUGCAUUACUGUGGAGUUCGAUAUUUUUGUUUUAUUUUUGUAUUGUUCAUUUUAUUUUUUAAUUCUAUUUUAUAUGAAUUAUUUAUGCUACCAAUGUUUAUUUAAAACAAUAUUCAACUUCUUCUAUCUGUAAUUAUUAUAUGUGUAUCAUAGUGUAUUUAUCUUAUACAUGCUGUUGUUUCAUUCAUAUACCAAUCGUUCUUUUUAUACUAUUUUUCACACAACUGAUAACAUAUGUUAUGAAAGUAUUGAGAACGGUAAAUCAAACUUAUAAUGUACAUGUAACUAAGGUCUUUAGUAUUUUAAAAUGCGAAAAUCAUCAGUUUUCCGAAUACCGUAGCAAACAUGAAGCAUUAAAACUAUAGAUAAAUCUUACUAAUCUAUCUAAUCACAAAAAGACAAAUUCUUCAUUUGGGAUAUGCACAUGCAAUAAGAUUCCAGUAUAACAUCUUAAAAGGGAGACAAUCAAACUAACUAAUAGAUUGUACUUCCCUUUACUAAUUUUAUUGCGGGUAGAUGUAUCCUGUUGAGUCCAUUCAUACUUCUGCCUUUCAAGUUUGUUUUUUUAUUAUUUUUUUAUAACUUUUUUAAAAGGAAAGUAAUAAUUUUUCCUUUGAAUGUAAGUCAUCAAUUAUCAAUUUAUACUUAUAAUACCUGCUCAAUUUAAACUUUCUCUUUUUACGUAUAUGUGUAUAUGUAAUGAUGUGUGAAUUACAAAAGUUUUAUGAUUUAUCUUAUUUUGUCAGGUUUGGACGCAUUAGCGAUUGACAUUUGAAAUGUAUGUCCUGUUUUAUAUAUGUAAUCAGCAUAAAUUGUUAGAAAUUGCUUUAAAUUGUUUCUUUUCAUAAAAAUCUUAGAAACUA
This is a messenger RNA of Mytilus trossulus (common blue mussel), 7302 nucleotides long. Its product is annotated as VWFA and cache domain-containing protein 1-like. NCBI's taxonomy places the organism in Eukaryota, Metazoa, Mollusca, Bivalvia, Mytilida, Mytilidae. The record is from RefSeq and is a predicted model, not a curated record. The transcript has 24 exons. Gene Ontology annotation, cellular component: voltage-gated calcium channel complex. Gene Ontology annotation, molecular function: voltage-gated calcium channel activity. Bases 438 to 3923 code for a protein of 1161 amino acids.